AUGUGUUCUCGCUCCCGUUCAGAAUUGGGUGCUGUGCAGGAUCCGGAGCCGCUUCUCUGCCGCCCUCUCCUGCCGGCUGCGAGCGCUGAGCGCGGCCGGAGCGCUGCUCUCGCCAGCAGGAAUAACCUUCCCUCUAUCGAUUGUGUGCACGCUGCUGCUGCUGCUGCUUCCAGAGCCAAAACCCUCGGAUUUCUCUUCUCCCCGAUCCACGGAAAUUGGCUUUCCUCAAAGCAGGCAGCAGGAGUUUCACACUGCCCUGCAGCCUCCACUCGCUGCCCACCAUGGCUGGCCCAGAAAAGGCUCCCUGGCUGCCAGGGGAAACUCCUCAGAUGUGGAACAGGGUGUGAACCUGGGCAAAACCUGAGCAAAAUGCCACCAGAGCUCAUCUGUCUCUUCCUGUGCACUCUGAGCGCUCCAAAUCUCUCGGGAAUUUUAGGAGGAGAUGUUUUGUUGCCAGCACCUCAGAGUAUCUCCAUUCUUUCAACCAACAUGAAACACUUCUUAACUUGGAGUCCUGUGAUCGUCCAGGGAGCAACUGUGAAAUACUCAGUUGAGUUUCAAGGGGAAUACGAGCGGGAAUACGCCAACGGGAGCUGGAUCCCCAUCUCGGAGUGCUCCCUCACCACAGCCACCAUGUGCAACCUCACGGAGGACAUCUCAGCCACCGUGGCCUACAAGCUGCGUGUCAGGGCAGAGCUUGGUGCCACCAGGUCACAGUGGGGCACCACGAAAGGCUUCUUCAACCGCGCCAUGACUUCCCUGACCCCACCCCUGCUGAGGGCCGUGGCAGAGGGGCACCAUUUGCUGGUGGAGCUGGCAGACAUGGGACCCUCCUUCCAGUUCCGGGUGCUCUACUGGAGGAAGAGCCAGGAGGGCAGGGUGCAGCAGAAGGUGCUGAAGGAGGUGAGCUCCGUGGUUCACCUGGACACCAUGGAGGCAGGAGCUGAGUACUGUGUGAAGGCUCAGACACACGUCCAGGCCAUCAACAGGAGCAGCAGCUUCAGCCCCACGCAGUGUGUGAGGGCUCAGGGUGACAAAUCCAUGUGGCUGGUUACUGCCCUCAUCUCCUCUGCUGGCAUUGCUGUGGCAGCUUUGACCCUGCCUUUCCUUACCUGGAAAAUAAGUAAAAUCUUCCAAUACUCCUGCUGCCCCACUGCUGUCCUGCCAGACACACUGAAGGAAUCAGAGCACCCCACCCAGCUCAUCCUGUGGGGCAGUGAAGAAGCUGAGCAAUGUGACCUGAUGGUGGUUGUAAUGCCCUCUGAAGAAGUUCUCCAGCUGUGGAUUCAAAAAACACUUUAG
Messenger RNA from Onychostruthus taczanowskii (white-rumped snowfinch), 1302 nucleotides. It is a transcript of the gene IL20RB, whose product is annotated as interleukin 20 receptor subunit beta. The transcript is spliced from 8 exons. Lineage: Eukaryota; Metazoa; Chordata; Aves; Passeriformes; Passeridae. Gene Ontology annotation, molecular function: interleukin-20 binding. The record is from RefSeq and is a predicted model, not a curated record. Bases 1 to 1302 code for a protein of 433 amino acids.